Molecule: messenger RNA, 1743 nt
Organism: Coffea eugenioides
Lineage: Eukaryota; Viridiplantae; Streptophyta; Magnoliopsida; Gentianales; Rubiaceae
Product: pentatricopeptide repeat-containing protein At5g15340, mitochondrial-like
Exons: 1
Coding region: 1-1611 (536 amino acids)
Biological process (GO): RNA modification
Molecular function (GO): RNA binding; protein binding
Source: RefSeq, a predicted model, not a curated record
AUGGUCGAAUGUGCCCGCCAUAUCUCAUCACUGGCUCGUCACUACCGAGCUCUUCUAAGGUCCGCCGCGCGCCACCCAGAUUUGGGCGUGGGCCAGAAGCUCCACGCCACAGCCAUAACCAGCGGUCUGCUGGCCUUAUCUGCCCCAAACUCAUUCCUCCGCAACACCGUCCUCCACUUGUACGCUGCCUGCUGUAAUUCUUACUCUGCCCGCAAGGUGUUCGACGAAAUUCCCCGCUCGCAUAAAGACACAGUUGAUUGGACUACCCUAAUGAACUGUUAUACUCGAGAUGGACUGCCUGGCGAAACCCUCAAUUUGUUCAUCACUAUGAGAAGUAUUGGAGUUCCAGUUGACGAAAUUACGCUGGUCUCUUUCUUCUGUGCUUGUGCGAAAUUGGGUGAUGAAUGGUUGGGGUAUCAAGGUUAUGUUUGCCUGGUCAAGAUGGGUUUCUGUUAUAAUAGUAUGAAGGCUUGCAAUGCGGCUAUGAGUAUGUAUGCGAAAUGUGGAUUAAUGCGUGAAGCGAGGCGGGUUUUCGAUGAGAUGAGUGAAAGGAGUGCUGUUUCUUGGACGGUUCUUUUGGAUGCUGUGAUGAAAUGGGAAUGUCUGGAAAGUGGGAGGAGAGUCUUUGAUGAGAUGCCAGAGAGAAAUGAGAUUGCUUGGACGAAAAUGAUCACGGGGUAUGUUGAGAAUGGGUGUGCUGGGGAGGCUUUUAAAAUGCUCAAGGAGAUGCUCUUUGAUCAUGGGCUAGAUUUGAACUUUGUUACACUCUGUUCAUUGUUAUCGGCUUGUACCCGAUCGGGGGAUGUUAUGAUGGGCAGGUGGUUGCAUCUCCAUUCACUUAAAAUGAUGGGAAAUCAAAUGGACGUUAUGGUCGCUACAUCUUUGAUUGACAUGUAUGCUAAAUGUGGCGGGAUAGCUGCCGCUUGUAGAGUAUUCGAGGCAAUGCAUCAUAGGAAUGUGGCCAUGUGGAACGCUAUGCUAAACGGUCUUGCAGUGCAUGGAAAGGGUAGCGUUGUUUUAGAUAUGUUUGAUCAGAUGGUAAUGGAGGUCAAUCCCGAUGAUGUGACUUUCACAGUUCUCUUAAGUGCUUGCAGUCACUCAGGUUUAGUUGAUCAAGGUCGAGUUUUUUUCUCAAACCUUGAAUGUAGGUAUGGGAUAAAGCCUUCAAUGGAGCACUAUGCUUGUAUGGUGGAUCUUUUGGGUCGGGCUGGACAUCUGGAAGAAGCUGAGACUAUGAUAAUGGGAAUGCCAAUGCAACCUAAUGAGUUUGUGUUGGGAUCUCUUUUAGGUUCCUGUAUUGUCCAUAGAAAGCUAGAGUUGGGGGAAAGAGUUAUGCAAGAGCUACUUCAAAUGUAUCCGCAAAACGUAGAAUAUCAUGUUUUGCUUUCUAACAUGUAUGCCUUAGUAGAUAAGCCUGAGAAGGCUGACUCUUUCAGAGGGGUUCUUAAAAUGAGGGGCAUUAGAAGGGUGCCAGGAAUGAGUUCGGUUCAUUUCGGUGGCAAAAUUGGACGGUCUACAGCAGGGGAAAAAUCUUACCCACCGAUCAGGAGUAUACCUCGUGUUGGACGAAUUGAAGACGUAAAAUUUAGUAAUACUUCUUAUCAAGCUUAAAUUGUGCAGAUAUAUUCUGUAUGGAUAUGAAGGAGCCACACAGACGCAGAAUGGCAGAAGGGCCAGAAGAGUUUACAAGAACUGUAUCAACUCUAAGCAAAAAGGAUAACAUAGUGCAUUCGAUAAUGCCUU